AUAAAAAUCUCUGCAGUGUUCGAUAUUUUUAGGAAAAAUUACAAAUUUUAAGAUAAUUCUGCGUAUCAACUCUAGGAGUUACAAAUAAACUUAAUCUUUAGUGCUGUGGUUUAACUAUUUGUGGUAUUAAAAUGACUGUGCUUUAUUGAGAAGUGAUACAAAUCCUAUUUCAAGAUGGCGUCGGUGUGGAAGCGGCUGCAGCGCGUCAACAAGCGCGCCGCCAAGUUCCAAUAUACGGCUUCUUACCACCACGUCGAUAUACAACUUACCACCAAAUGGAAGCCGAACAAGCUGAGCGUGGUGUGGACGCGGCGGUCGCGGCGCGUCGUCACCGAACCAUUAGAUUGGGAGCCCUCACUCAAGGAUCCGCUUAAGGGAUCCGUGAUAUUCUCAGUGCCGGAAAACCAGACUAUAGCUGUCACGCUGUUCCGCGACUCCCGAACUAACGAGUUGGAGGACAAGGAGUGGGUGUUUGUGUUGGAGGAUGUAUCCCCAAUGGGCAAGCGUCGCAAGCUGGCCUCCUGCCCGCUCAACCUGUGUCGUCACGCGUCGCUCGCGCCCGCGCAACGCACCGUGACACUGCAGCUGGAGCCGGCCGGCGGGCGACUGCGCUCCGCCACGCUCAACAUGACGCUGCACUGCGUGCUGCUGCGGGAGGGGCAGGCCACCGACGAAGACAUGCAAUCCCUGGCGUCGCUCCUCUCCGUGAACAACAACUCUGACAUUGCGGUGCUAGAUGACUUGGACGAGGAUGACACCACGUUCUCCGAUAAUUCUACUAAACAGAUGUCAGAUCUACGUCAGCAAAUGGAGGAGAUGACGCAGAGUUUGACUAACAGCGACAUAGCGGCCACACCCAACAGUGUGCAAAGUCUAAACUUUGACAACUCUCGAACACCCACCGCACCCAUGACACCCGAAUUAGACACGCCUACCGCACCCAAGGAGCCGGAAGACCUAAAAAUAGACCUCACACCCAAAAAACAAGAGUACAAACCGAUAAUAAAACCCGAGCUACCCAAAUUUCAGUCUACCCCCAAAAUUGAAGACGAAGAAAGUGAGUUUAAGUCUCUUGUUUUUAAACCGAAGACGAUAGCUAAAAGGAACCUUAAGCCGCUGGAGUUAAAGACUAAUUUGAAUAGUAUAAAUCUGGAUAAGAAUGACAAUGAAGAAGAGAAGACUCCUACGGAUGGUUCGAAGUUGCUGCCUUUUAGAAAUCUAGAUAAAGAUAAGACGCCGGUGCAAGACCUCCAGGAGUGGUGCAGCUCAGUGACGCGCGAGUACCCCGCCUGCCGCGUCACCGACCUCACGCACAGUUUUCGCAACGGCCUCGCCUUCUGCGCUAUCAUACACCACUAUCGCCCCGACCUUAUUGACUUCUCCGGCCUAUCAGCGAGCGACGCGGAGACCAACGUGCGCCUGGCGAUGGAGGCGGGCGCGCGGCUCGGCGUGCCGUGCGUGCUCGCGCCGAGAGACGUGUGUCGCGCCGCGCCCGACAAGCUCGCGAUCAUGACGUAUCUGUUCCAACUGCGAGCUCACUUCACCGGCAACGAGUUGCAGGUCGAGCAACUCGGUAACGACGAGACAGAAUCCUCUUAUCUCGUCGGCCGUCACGACACGGACGCGGCGCUGCCGGCCGAGCUGUUCAGCCGCGAGGUGAGCGCGCGCCGCUCGCGGACCGCCAUACCGCGCCCGCAGCUAGCGCGACCGCCCUCCCAAGACUCCCAGGACUCCAAAUCCCAAGAACGGACGCCGGAGAAGUCGCCUACCGCUAUCAAGGACGUCCGAGACAUUCUGAUGCAGUCCAAGAGCAUACUGGGCAAGGUGCUGUCGCCGGUGCGAGCUGACAAACCCAGUGCCAAGUGGUUCGCUGAUCCACUGAAGGUUACUGAGCCCGUACCAGCGCGUCCGGAGAAGCUGAUGACUCGUAAGGAGCUGACGGACCCCUUCGGCUCUGAUGAGGAGGAGGAAACGGCUACUGAUAGUGGAGGGGUCAAAUCACCAGUCCAAGAAACCAAGGACAAAACCGAACCGCUGAAACCAGAAGAAACCAACGGGGUGCCAGAGAAACCCGCCUCGCCCGAGUUACCCAAACCUACACCGCAACUGCUCUCGCGGCACGACGAGUUGAAGGAGCGAGCGAGACAGCUGCUAGAAGCGACGAAGAAGGAAGCGAGAGAGAAACAGCGGCGACAGAACAGCAAGGAGAAAGAGGAAAAGACUGAAAACGGUUUGAAGAACGGCGACGUUGGCAGCCCUAAGAAGGCGAUGACGGAAGAGGAGAGGCAGGCGAUGUUGCGGGAACGCGCGCGGAAACUCAUCGCGGACGCCAGAGCGGGACUAGUGAGCCCGACGUCACCCCUAUCCCCGUCUCGAGGUCGCGGCACGCUCGAGAUCAUCAGCAAACAGUCCGUCAUGGAGGAGAUCGCUGCAGCGGGUGGCAUGGAGCAGCUGUCGGCCGGCUCGCCCCCCACCUCGCCGCGCCACGCGCCCAGCCCCGACAGAUCCGAGCGAAGCGAUGACAGCGGCAGCGCGAGGUUGUCGCCGAAGCGGUAUUCGGACGAGGACGAGUCCGGCCUCCCCGAGUUGGAGCACGGCGACCCGGAAUCCAGCACGGACGGCGCGAGCUACCUCGCCGGCGAGCUCGCGGCGCUGGAGCGGGAGCAGCGCGCGGUGGACGAGCGAGCGGCCGCACUGGAGCGACAGCUGCGAGCUGUGAUGGAGAGCGCGGGUGAUGCGCAGGAGGAAGACCGUCUCAUGUCGCAAUGGUUCAAUUUGGUGAAUAAGAAGAACGCGCUACUGAGAAGACAGAUGCAACUCAAUAUACUCGAACAAGAAGAAGACUUGAGCAAGCGUUGCGAGCUGUUAGCUCGAGAAUUGCGACUGUCGCUGGCCGUUGAAGAGUGGAGGAAGACGCCGGGACAGAAGAGACGGGAGCGACUAUUACUGCAGGAGCUAGUGUCAGCGGUUAACGAGAGGGACAGACUCGUCCAAGAAAUGGAUGAACAGGAGAAAGCGAUAGCUGAGGACGAUGAGAUACAGAAAAACCUCUCCAAGGUGGAGAUACAAAGGAAUAACAACUGUAUUCUUCAGUGAAUAAGGUCCUAUUUCAUUAUUAGACUUUGGGUCUAAAAUAAAAUAUAAAUUAUGAUUUUCGGAAAGUGGGCUACAAGUCUAUGGUGUAUAUUAUUAGAUUUUUUAUGUAUCUGGAUACAGAUAAAAUAUUAUUAAAUUUAUAAUUUUAUUAUGGGUGCUAUUUAAAUGGUUAGCAAAGUAUUGGAAUAUUUGUGAGCAGAAAUAUGUAAUUGGUAAGCUAAAAUUGAUAGUUGGACAGCAACUUGUGUUCAGCAAAUAUUUAUAAAUCAGUCUGCAAUAUAUAUCAUUCUGAACAGCAGUAUUUUUUUGACAGCUGAGUAUUUAUCAAAGCUGCAAUGAGUGGCCUAUACUUAAUUAAAUUUUGGUAAGCACUCAGAGAAUAAGCAAAAACUUCUGGAUUUAUUUUUUUGUUUUUUCUCUGCUGACCGAAUGUAUAAUCUUGCCGACCAAGUAAUUAUUCUGCCGAGUGAUUGUUUAUUUUGCAGAUACUAAUAAAACUCGCUGCCAGUUAUGUGUUUAAAUUACUGACCACUGUCAUGAUUAUUUACAGAACAUGAAU
Messenger RNA from Aricia agestis (brown argus), 3655 nucleotides. It is a transcript of the gene Ehbp1, whose product is annotated as EH domain-binding protein 1. Lineage: Eukaryota; Metazoa; Arthropoda; Insecta; Lepidoptera; Lycaenidae. The record is from RefSeq and is a predicted model, not a curated record. Bases 175 to 3096 code for a protein of 973 amino acids. The transcript has 24 exons. Gene Ontology annotation, molecular function: protein binding.